This is a messenger RNA of Fukomys damarensis (Damara mole-rat), 1985 nucleotides long. It is a transcript of the gene Spry4, whose product is annotated as sprouty RTK signaling antagonist 4. Lineage: Eukaryota; Metazoa; Chordata; Mammalia; Rodentia; Bathyergidae. The transcript is spliced from 3 exons. The coding region runs from base 256 to 1158 and encodes 300 amino acids. Gene Ontology annotation, cellular component: membrane; cytosol. Gene Ontology annotation, biological process: negative regulation of MAP kinase activity; animal organ development; multicellular organism development. The record is from RefSeq and is a predicted model, not a curated record.
AUAAAAAAGCCAUUUUCCCAGGCAGUGGUUGCAACACAGCCUUUGAGGCAGCGAGCGGAGCUGACAGCGCAGAGCUGGCGCUGCGGGUCGCUGGGAGCCUUGCGGGUUUCUCCGGCUGGCGUCUACGAGUACAGCAGCGGCUUAACCGCUCGGCUUCAGGGAUUUACACAGACUUGGAGCAAUGCUUGUGACUCUGCAGCUCCUCAAAGGCCCCUAGAAGCCUGUUUCUCAGCACAGUCCAGGACCUCCAGCCCCAUGGAGCCCCCGAUCCCACAGAGCGUCCCUUUGACUCCCAACUCAGUCAUGGUACAGCCUCUCCUGGACGGCCGGAUGACCCACAGCCGCCUUCAGCACCCACUCACCAUCCUGCCCAUUGACCAGAUGAAGACCAGCCACGCAGAGAACGACUACAUAGACAACCCCGGCCUGGCGCCUCCCACCGGCCCUAAGCGGACCCGGGGUGGGGCUCCAGAGCUGGCCCUGACGCCCGCCCGCUGUGACCAGGAUGUCACCCACCACUGGAUCUCCUUCAGCGGCCGCCCCAGCUCUGUGAGCAGCAGCAGUAGCACCUCCUCUGACCAGCGCCUCCUGGACCACAUGGCCCCACCGCCUGUGGCCGAGCAGGCCUCGCCCAGGGCCGUGCGCCUCCAGCCUAAGCUGGUCCACUGUAAGCCACUGGACCUCAAGGGUCCAACGGCCCCGCCAGCGCUGGACAAGCACUUCUUGCUGUGCGAGGCCUGUGGGAAAUGCAAGUGUAAGGAGUGUGCGUCCCCCCGGACGUUGCCUUCUUGCUGGGUCUGCAACCAGGAGUGCCUGUGCUCAGCCCAGACCCUGGUCAACUACGGCACAUGCAUGUGCCUGGUGCAGGGCGUCUUCUACCACUGCACCAACGAGGACGAUGAGGGUUCCUGUGCCGACCACCCCUGCUCCUGCUCCCGUUCCAACUGCUGCGCCCGCUGGUCCUUCAUGGGCGCCCUCUCUGUGGUGCUGCCCUGCCUGCUCUGCUACCUGCCCGCCACCGGCUGCGUGAAGCUGGCCCAGCGUGGCUAUGACCGCCUGCGCCGUCCUGGUUGCCGUUGCAAGCACACGAACAGUGUCAUCUGCAAGGCCGCCGCCGGUGGGGACGCCAAGGCCAGCAGACCCGACAAGCCUUUCUGACACUUCGGGUCGAACCCCAAGAGCUACCCCUGGAAACGAGGGUCCCUCCUCCUGUCAGCCGCCCACGGCUGACCUUGCUCAUUUGUCAUCUCCCUGCCCCGAGCUUGGGAAGAAACAGGCAGAGACUGCCACCGCCCACUCUCUUCCCCACAAGGAGGAAGAAACACUUUGGGAGAUAUUUAGGGUUUUGGAACUUUUGUCAAGCAGAUGGGCAGGGUGCGGUUGGGAGGGAUCUUUCAGAAGACAAAACCAGUGUGGACGCACAUCCGGAAGCUGCAGCUGCUCGACGCCCUGCCAGUCCCUCCGCUCUCCCUCCUCCUUGGCCAUUGUGUCUGGCCCUCUUGGGAGCUGGCUGCCUGGGAGGAAUUGUUAACUGAAUGCCAGGGCCCUUUGGAGAAGACCUUGGAGUCCUGACUUCUGCGUUCUCCUUCCCCACACCACUUGGCCCAGGGAUCUCGGGGAAGGUGGAGAACACUAGCGAUCUCGACUGUAUAUACUUUGGAGUGCUGAGAAGAGAGGACAGCCAAGGAGCCGAAGCCUCCCCAGUUGGUCUAGGGAUCACUGCGCAAUGCAUUCCUCUCUACCAACCUUGUCCGUGACUCUUGAGGGUGUUCCACUCGUCUUACACCGUCCUCCGCUCCAGUUCUUACGAGUCAGACAGACUCGCCUGCCUGCUCUGUCCUGAGUUUUCACUCUACUCAGAUCCUUUCCAGAAACUUGAUGGGUAGAGAAGGCCGGGGCAGAACAUGCGAGACCAAAUAUCAUUUUGCCAAUGAGCCUGAGGCUGUAGUCUCUUGAUCCAGUCGUGUUGUUUUUAUAGAAUAAUU